This is a messenger RNA of Capsella rubella, 1201 nucleotides long. Its product is annotated as lipase 1. The coding region runs from base 98 to 1099 and encodes 333 amino acids. Lineage: Eukaryota; Viridiplantae; Streptophyta; Magnoliopsida; Brassicales; Brassicaceae. The transcript has 4 exons. The record is from RefSeq and is a predicted model, not a curated record.
CACACUCUCUCUCUGUCUCUCUCUCUCUCUGCCAACACCACCUUUCUUCUCUGCCAAAAAAGGAUCUCAUCAGACCUUUUUUUAAAAAAAUUUAAAAAUGGCGUCGAUGAAACACGUUCAUCUCUUCCGUCGUUACCUCUCAAUCGUUCUCAGUCUCUUCCAAAGCCUGAUUUCGUGUUUCUUCGAUUUUCCCAUACUCAUCAAACUCGCCGACUCCUUCUUAUCUCUCUAUUUCUUGGUCUUCUGCGAUCUCCGACCUGUAACCGUCGAUCUUGACGACGGAGAAACCACCGUACAUUUCUGGAUCUCCGGUCACCGUAGAAUCUCCCGUCCGAAUCUCCUCAUGCUCCACGGAUACGGGGGAAACUCCAAAUGGCAAUUCGUUCAUCAAGUCUCCGAUCUCUCCAAAUCGUUUAACCUCUUCAUCCCAGAUUUGGUCUUCUUCGGUAAAUCUUACUCGAAGAAUCCGCAUCGGAGCGUCGAGAUUCAGGCGAGUAGCAUCGCCGGAGGAUUGAAGAAGCUAGGCUUAGGCUGCGUCGGAGGAGGAGGGAUGUCGGUGUAUUCGAUAAGCUACGGUGGGUUCGUGGCGUAUAAGAUGGCGGAGAUAUGGCCGGAGAUGGUCGAGAAACUGGUGAUCGUGAGCAGUGGAGUGGGGCUUACACAGAAGCAGAAGACGGCGGAGAUGAAAAAACACGGCGGAGAUUGUUCGAGGAUUCUUGUUCCGAAAACUCCGACGGAUCUACGGUUGCUCGUUAAGAUCUCUAUGAACACCGGUUUAACGUACGUCCACUGGGUUCCUGAUUUUAUUCUUUCCCAAUUCAUCGCUGUGAUGUAUGAGAAGAAUCGACAGGAGCUUCUUGAACUAGCUAAGAAUUUGUUGGAGAGAGAAGAGGAACCAGAAUUGACUGUCAUAUCACAGAAAACGUUAAUCGUUUGGGGUGACAAAGAUAAAGUAUUCCCCUUGGAGCAUGCUUAUCGGCUGCAAAGGCAUUUACAGAGUUCGAGACUAGAGGUAAUAAAGGAAACUGGCCACGCUGUUAACGUUGAAGCACCAACUACUCUUAAUAAUUUAAUUACUUCGUUUGUUUUAAGUGUUUGAUUUCUUUCUUUUUUUCUUUUUGGACAAACAAGUGUUUGAUUUCUAUUAUUGUAUAUACUUCUCUCCUUCUGCCAAAUUAUCUUUAUGCAUUUGAUUUUAGUA